Messenger RNA from Coccomyxa subellipsoidea C-169, 384 nucleotides. Its product is annotated as zf-U1-domain-containing protein. The transcript is spliced from 4 exons. NCBI's taxonomy places the organism in Eukaryota, Viridiplantae, Chlorophyta, Trebouxiophyceae, Coccomyxaceae. Gene Ontology annotation, cellular component: nucleus; U1 snRNP. Gene Ontology annotation, biological process: mRNA splicing, via spliceosome; mRNA 5'-splice site recognition; spliceosomal snRNP assembly. Gene Ontology annotation, molecular function: zinc ion binding; pre-mRNA 5'-splice site binding. The record is from RefSeq and is a predicted model, not a curated record. Bases 1 to 384 code for a protein of 127 amino acids.
AUGACUCGCUACUACUGCGAUUACUGCGACACAUACCUGACACACGACUCGCCUGUCGUCAGAAAACAGCACAAUGACGGAUACAAACAUAAGGCCAAUGUCAGGAACUACUACAUGCAGUUCGAGGAAUCCCAAACACAGAGCCUCAUCGACAGCAAGAUUAUGGAGUUCGAGGCAAAAACACGCAACGCAUUCCAAGCUCAGGUGGCGGCGUCUUUCCAGGCACAGAUGAUGGGCAGGGGAGCAGGCCCCAUGCCUGGAGCACCGGGGAUGCCACCGCGGCCAAUGGGACCCCCCAUGAUGGGCAUGCCUCCAGGCAGGCCCCCAAUGGGCCCCCCGCCCCACGGCUUCCCAGGUAAGAGCAGCUGUCCAGCUGACGCAUGA